CUUCUUAACUUGGAGGAUCAUUCAUAUGCAGCCUUCUCAUACUUUGACAAAGACGGGAGUGGAUACAUCACUCAGGAUGAGCUCCAACAGGCCUGCUAGCAUUUUGGCUUGGAAGAUAUUCAUUUGGAAGAGAAUACACAAAGUUGAUCACGACAAUGACAGGUGCAUUGACUACAGUGAGUUUGUAGCCAUGGUGCAGGACACUGAUUUUGACAGGAGGCACAAAGCAUAACUUAAGUAUGGGAUUCAAAGAAGCAUUUAAGAAUUGACACCUGACCUUGUCAUUCCGAGGCUGCAAAAUCAAUAGAUCAAAUGAAC
Messenger RNA from Rubroshorea leprosula, 318 nucleotides. Lineage: Eukaryota; Viridiplantae; Streptophyta; Magnoliopsida; Malvales; Dipterocarpaceae. The record is from the annotation of a GenBank genome assembly.